AUGAAAACAAAAGAAGUUGAAAUUCGUGAUGAUUCAAAUGAUUUAGUUCCGAAAACAUCUUAUCAACAAACAUCUAUUGAAGAUUCACAUAGAUCAGACGAUCAAAAAUUACACGAUAACGCUCAACAAUCAACAACAAAUACUGAAAAUUUAAAUGGUUCACGUGAUCUUAUAUCUCGAUUUGAACAUAAUCCAUCAUCAACAACAACAACUAAAAAAUCAUUAACUAAUUUAUCACCAACAUCUCCAACAUCAUCUUCAUCAACUUCAAGAACAAUUCGUUCACAAAUUCAAGAUCCAUCCGAAAAACCUUUAACAACAACAACUUCUUUACAAUCAUCAACAAAUUCAAAUACUAUUAUGAAUGGCAUGACGUCUUGA
Messenger RNA from Rotaria sp. Silwood1, 381 nucleotides. NCBI's taxonomy places the organism in Eukaryota, Metazoa, Rotifera, Eurotatoria, Philodinida, Philodinidae. The record is from the annotation of a GenBank genome assembly.